This is a messenger RNA of Egretta garzetta (little egret), 1734 nucleotides long. RefSeq names its product glucuronic acid epimerase (gene GLCE). Lineage: Eukaryota; Metazoa; Chordata; Aves; Pelecaniformes; Ardeidae. Gene Ontology annotation, biological process: heparan sulfate proteoglycan biosynthetic process. Gene Ontology annotation, cellular component: Golgi apparatus. The record is from RefSeq and is a predicted model, not a curated record. Gene Ontology annotation, molecular function: heparosan-N-sulfate-glucuronate 5-epimerase activity.
AUGCGUUGCUUGGCAGCUCGGGUCAACUACAAGACUCUGAUCAUCAUCUGCGCCCUCUUCACCCUGGUGACGGUGCUGCUCUGGAACCGAUAGAGCGAGGAGGCAUCGCCCCAGGAGCAGCAGAAGGCUCCCCCCGUCGCGGGAGGCUUCAACAGCAACAAAGCCCCGGGGCUGAAGUACGAGGAGAUUGACUGUCUGAUCAAUGACGAGCACACCGUUAAAGGGAGGAGGGAAGGCAACGAGGUCUUCCUGCCGUUCAGCUGGGUAGAGAAAUACUUUGAGGUUUAUGGGAAAAUUGCUCAGUACGAUGGUUAUGACAGGUUUGAAUUCUCUCAUAGCUACUCCAAAGUAUACACACAGCGAGCACCUUACCACCCCGACGGGGUCUUCAUGUCCUUCGAGGGCUACAACGUAGAGGUUCGAGACAGAGUGAAGUGCAUAAGUGGUGUUGAAGGCGUGCCGUUGUCCACGCAGUGGGGACCUCAAGGCUAUUUCUACCCCAUCCAGAUUGCACAGUACGGGUUAAGUCACUACAGUAAAAACCUGACGGAGAAACCACCUCACAUCGAGGUGUACGAAACGGCCGAAGAGAAGGACAAGCCCGGCAGGCCCGCGGACUGGACGGUGCCGAAAGGCUGUUCUCUGUCCACAGUACCUGACAAAGCCAAGUUCACCAGCGUCAAACAGUUCAUCGCUCCAGAAAAUACCGAGGGGGUAUCUCUGCAGCUUGGGAACACCCGGGAUUUUAUUAUUUCUUUCGAUCUCAAAUUCGUAACGAACGGGAGCGUUUCCGUGGUUCUCGAGACGACGGAGAAGAACCAGCUCUUCACUGUGCACUACGUCUCCAACACCCAGCUCAUCGCUUUUAAGGACCGAGACAUCUACUACGGCAUCGGUCCCAGGACUAGCUGGAGCACCCUCACCAGGGACCUGGUGACCGACCUGCGGAAGGGCGUCGGCCUCUCGAACACGAAAGCCGUGAAGCAGACCAAAAUCAUGCCCAAGAGAGUGGUGAAGCUGGUAGCGAAGGGUAGAGGCUUCCUCGAUAACGUCACCAUCUCGGCCACCGCUCACAUGGCUGCUUUUUUUGCUGCCAGCAGCUGGCUGGUGAGGAACCAGGACGAGAGGGGUGGCUGGCCCAUCAUGGUGACGAGGAAGCUGGGGGAAGGAUUUAAGUCCUUGGACCCGGGCUGGUACUCGGCCAUGGCGCAAGGACAAGCCAUCUCGACGCUGGUGCGGGCGUACCUGCUGACGAAGGACCACACGUUCCUCAGCUCGGCUCUGCGAGCGACGGCGCCGUACAAGCUGCCGUCGGAGCAGCGCGGGGUGAAAACCGUCUUCAUGAACCGGCACGACUGGUACGAGGAGUACCCGACCUCACCCAGCUCCUUCGUGCUCAACGGCUUCAUGUACUCCUUAAUCGGGCUGUAUGACUUAAAAGAAACGGCUGGGGAGAAGCUGGGGAAGGAAGCACGGGUCCUCUACGAGCGGGGCAUGGAGUCCCUGAAGGCCAUGCUUCCCCUCUACGACACCGGCUCAGGGACCAUCUACGACCUUCGGCACUUCAUGCUGGGCACCGCUCCCAACCUGGCCCGAUGGGACUAUCACACCACCCACAUCAACCAGCUCCAGCUCCUCAGCACCAUAGACGAGUCCCCCAUCUUCAAAGAGUUCGUCAAGAGGUGGAAGAGCUACCUGCGAGGCGGCCGGGCAAAGCACAACUAGAGCUUACAA